This is a messenger RNA of Coniophora puteana RWD-64-598 SS2, 1809 nucleotides long. RefSeq lists its product as uncharacterized. Gene Ontology annotation, biological process: regulation of DNA-templated transcription. The coding region runs from base 1 to 1809 and encodes 602 amino acids. Gene Ontology annotation, molecular function: DNA-binding transcription factor activity, RNA polymerase II-specific; zinc ion binding. The record is from RefSeq and is a predicted model, not a curated record. The transcript is spliced from 7 exons. Gene Ontology annotation, cellular component: nucleus. NCBI's taxonomy places the organism in Eukaryota, Fungi, Basidiomycota, Agaricomycetes, Boletales, Coniophoraceae.
AUGUCUUCCACUCUGAAGCGCGGUGCAGCUUGCACAUCUUGCAGACGCCGUAAAGUUGUACGUCUCCUACCAGACCUCAUGUAUCGUCUCAGCCAACCCGAUGACGCUGUCCCCGUGCAGAAAUGCAGCGGCGCCCGCCCCGCAUGCGACCAGUGCACCCGUGUUGGUAUCGAAGCCGACUGCAAAUACACCGAUAACGCCAGGCUAUCUCACACGGAGACGCUCGAGCGGGAGAUCGAGAAGCUCAAAUCCCGUCUCCAAGAGUUGGAGCCACCAAUGCCCAUUAUGCUGCACGACCCAUCUGCUCAGGCUUAUACCUCCCCUACGGAUACCGUUGCACCUCCUGAGACGCCUUACUCAGAGGAAACUGAAGAAGGCGCUAUGCACGGUGUCCCGGCAGCAUAUGACGAUGGCAGGAUGACUUCGGAUGCAGACAUGUACUUCGAGCUGCGCCCUGACGGAGAGCCAGAAUCCCCUGUAGAGGUAGAACAGCCCCAAGCUUCGACGGCUGUCGGUUGGUGGGAUCUCGACCAACCACCCCAGGACUGUAUCUUGAAAGCGGUCCCCUUAUUGUCCCCUCAAGCACCCGGGUUUGGCUUCUUCCUCGACCCCGCCAACGAAUUCCACACGACCGACUUCUCGGAUGAUCUGCCUACAUACAAACUCCUCUUCUGGAACGCCGUCGUUCUCUGGGCAAUCCACGUCGAGCGCGACCCCAACCUGUCCGUGCACGAGCCCGCCGUCCUCACGCGCACGCUGUCCCAGCUACGAGACGCCGUCGGGCAUAUCACGUCGGAGAGCUUCCUGUAUGUUCUGCAGGGCGAGAUCACGGUCGCGUAUUAUCUCCUGCGCGACGCGCGCUGGCACGAGGCGAGGUACCAUGCGAAUGCGGCGGCGAUGCUUGCUCUUGAUUUCGGGAUCGGGGCGAUGGGCAGGGACGAUGCGAGUGGGGACGACUUGGUGGAGGUCUCGGCAUUCCAGUUUUACCCUGGAAGAAGCUACUUCCGUUUGGCGGAGGAUCUGGAUAGGGAUAUUUGCACUGACGCUUUCUACAGCGUGUGCAUUCUGGAUAGGUGUCUGGCGGUCUUGCUGGGCACGGAGGCGGUGAUCAGGCCAGAGCUCACCGAGGAAUUGUUCCUUGUACCUGGGCAUGGUGUCGUGCAGACAAGAUCUGCCCUCUUCCUUGAGGCGAACGCAUCCGACCUUUUGUACCGCGCGACGGUAAUUAGUAAGCAGGAGAAUAUCCAUAACAAUCCUGAGGAACAGGCAGCGGCACACGACGAGCUCGAUGGAAUUAUCACAUCCUUCCUCGAGCACGUCGACGCGAAUCGCGCACCUGCCGAUCCGGGGCUUGAGGAUCGGACAUACAUAACGCUCAAGUCGUUGCUGUUGAUGGCUCGUAUUCAGCUCAGGCUGCCAUUUGAAAACAGCGGCGACGACAUGAUCAAUGAAGAGGACGCUGAUGUUCGCCAAGCCCGCCAUGACAAUCGCGAGAUGAUCGUCGACGCCCUAGUUGGCUUCUCGUACCUCUUGGCAGAGUCGGAUACGCAGCACAUGAGCCCGUUCAAUCCAGUCUUAGCGAACAUAUGGAUCGCUGUGUGCCACUUGCUGUACGUCGAGCUCAAGCACGUCCGCGACGGUGACGGCGCGGACCAGUCCAAGCUAGAGAAGGCGACGAGGCUGACGGACGCGAGCGUGCAGCUCGUGCAUGAGCUGCUGGCGCUUGGGGAGACCAUCCCUUUGAAGAGUUUCCGAGAGAAGUUCGAAGCGGUGUUACCGUUGAUGACGUCCCUUGAGGAGGCGGCUUGA